Anopheles stephensi (Asian malaria mosquito) is the source of this 3185-nucleotide messenger RNA. RefSeq names its product G-protein coupled receptor Mth2-like. The transcript has 8 exons. Gene Ontology annotation, biological process: G protein-coupled receptor signaling pathway; cell surface receptor signaling pathway. The coding region runs from base 1026 to 2561 and encodes 511 amino acids. Gene Ontology annotation, cellular component: membrane. Gene Ontology annotation, molecular function: G protein-coupled receptor activity. The record is from RefSeq and is a predicted model, not a curated record. NCBI's taxonomy places the organism in Eukaryota, Metazoa, Arthropoda, Insecta, Diptera, Culicidae.
GCGGCACCAACACUGUGCCGCGUCGUGUUGGGCUUUCAGCGGGCUCUCACGCAUCGGCAUGUUUCAAUCCGAUUCGAACGGUCAGCGGAGUCAGUCGAACUGUGCGAGCGCUGAGCGAGCGAGCGUGUGUGCCGGUUAACACUCUCGAGUCAAGUCUUCGCCGACGGACGGAUCCAUUCACCUCCUCCCCACAAUCAGUGUUCAAACUUUUGGAGCGUGAGCCAGCAACAAGCUCACCGAGAACGUGCCGGGAGUCACUUCUGAGCCCGGAAGUAUCACUAGCACCAUACCUUGUCGAAAACCUGUUUUUCCAAUCUAACCGUGAUCGUGGCGGAAUAGUGAUCAUCUCGUUCAGUGUUUUCCGGGGAACUUUGGAGGUCCAGCGGAAGUUCCAGGAUCGUGGCGGAACAAGUUACCAAACCAAGUUAGUGGGAGUGAGUUCGUGAUUUCUCGCAUCGCGAUCGCGAAAGGCUGUUUGUGUGGGGAAUUCUCGAACCGCGGGAGAAGCCCCAUAUGAAGAAGAAUAGGGGAUAAUCGUGUAAUGCUAAAAGUGUGCCAAAAUCUCCAUCACCGAUAUUAAGUGUUUGUGAGUGAGAAGUCUCGAAAGUUUUGGAGCAGCAUCAUCUACCGGGAAGAGUGUUUGUGUACAUUGUGCGAGGAUUUAGUGGUGAUAGGGUACGGAUUCGUCUUCCUGAGCAAGUGUCCAGUGUUUACCACGCGUAGAAAUUGCUGAUAUCACUCACGGGACAACCCCGGGACCGGCGGUUUGUGAUGUGCAGCCCCCAAUAGAAAGGUGCUGUAAGGGGGACAAACAGUGGUGGUCCGUAUUUUCCCGAAAGUGUGUCCGUGAAAUUCCGUGGAACUGGUUUUGGCUUUGGCUGUACUGCCGUGUGUGUGUGUGUGUGUGUGUGUGUGUGUGUGGACGACUUUAACUCAAGAACCGGAGACAAGAAAAUGGGCGUAUAGGUUAGUGACAGUUGCGAGUUCAUCAGGUGUGUCCAGUUCCGGGAACAGCGUUGUACAGGAUGUACGGCAGGAUAUUCGCCUGUCUGCUGGUGCUGUUCGGCGUCCGGUCCACCGUUUGCAGUUUGCCGUGUGAUUACAUCGAUUCGGUUAACAUCACGGACGGGGAACGGUUGCCGAACGACGAGAUCCGCCAUAAUGGGGUGAUCUACAACAAGACGUACUACCGGAUGAUCGAUUACGAGUACGAGGACUUUGCGACGAAGAAGUACGUGCCGAACUAUAUCCGCGGGUGCCUGUGCGCGGUACGGAUCUGUGUGCGGUUGUGCUGCGGGGAGCGUGAGUAUUUGGGCAAAAAAUGUACCCACACGGACGAUUAUCUGCCGGUGGUGGUGAACGUGAGCGCGACGGAAACGAUCGAUCUGCGGAACCAUUCGCUGUACGGGUUUCUGUACGGGAAGCCGUGCGAGCAGGUGUACGAGCUGCUGCCCGAGGAAAGCUCGGUGGAUGAGUGGAGUAUCGCAAGGAACGGUAGCCUGAUCAUCGCGGACGAACUGCUCAUUACCCGGAACCAGUACUGCCUAGCACCGAGGCAAAAUAUGAGCUUUGCGUCCGGGCUCGUUUGCUUCACAUCGAACGAAGAGUUCAAGUACAAUCUCUAUCCGGUCGGCAUGCUGCUGUCCGUCCCAUUUCUGCUGCUCACUUUCUUCGUGUACGCCUGCAUACCGGACCUGCGGAACAUGCACGGCAAGUCGCUGAUGUGCUACGUGCUGGGCCUGAGCGUCGGCUACACGGUGCUGUCGAUGGUGCAGCUGCGCGUCUUCCCCGGGUCGAGCUCGUCGUGCGUGAUCUCGGGCUACAUCGUUUACUUCUCGUUCAUGGUCAGCUUCUUCUGGCUGAACGUGAUGUCGUUCGAUAUCUACUGGACGUUCAAAGGCGUCACGGGAGUUCGCAGCUCGGAAACGAAGAAGUUUCUGUUCUACUCACUGUACGCGUGGGGCUGUCCGAUCCUGCUGGUAGCGACGGCCAUUACGGCGGAUUAUACCGAUUUCUUGCCGCACUAUCUGCGACCCCAGUUCGGCACGACCAGGUGUCUAUUUGUUGAAAACAAACUGAUCGAGUUCCUAUACCUGUACAUGCCGCUGCUGAUUUUGGUGUUCAUGAAUGUGGUGUUCUUCGUAAUAACUGCCCUGCGUAUCUACAAAAUACAGUGCGAAACGUCGGUGGUGCGACGAGGAGAUUCAAAACGGCAUACCAAGCUGGACAAUGAUCGUGAUAGAUUCGGACUCUACCUGCGACUGUUCAUCGUGAUGGGCGUUACCUGGUCGCUGGAAAUCAUCUCCUGGGCCGUCGACAACAAUGCCUGGAUCUUUUACGUUUCGGACGUGUGCAACUGCAUCCAAGGUUUUCUCAUCUUCGCCCUGUUUGUGCUGAAGCAGAAAAUUAAACGAUUAAUCUAUAAAAAGUUCGGUAUCCGGGAAAUCCGACAGGAGCAAAAAAUGUCAUCCUGCAGCACGAGAACAACGGCCACCAUGGUUUCGUCCUACCAAGAGUCCAAAUCGGAAAAUCCACUCGUCACACAAACGAAUGGGAUGUAAAACCGCGGCCUAGAUCAGGCCCGGAAACAUAGAGUUCGGUGGUAUGGUGUGACGCACACAAAUCUCAUAUACGACGUCGGGAGGAUCGCGUCUCGAAAAGUCGCCCAUCAAACAGUAAUGUGGUGCCACUGUCGUUCGUUAACCAAAGAGAACUCCUCCUGCCAAGCAGCGUUGGGACAGUUGGGUAGGAGCACCGUUCUAGAAUUGUUUUUCCACCCUUCAAGAUACAGGAACUACACUGGAGCUCGUCGGGCAAGUUGACGUGUUUUAAGGAGAGACCAGCACAAAGUAAACCACAAAACAAAAAUUCAGUAUUUCUUACUUAGACUUAGUACAAAAAAACCCUGCAGGACAACUUGACAAACAUUGACUCAAACCUACCUCACAGUGAAGGGUAAAUUGAGAGAGGGAAUUAGUUAUAGCUUUCGUAAACAGUUAUACCGUACAGAAAAAAAGAUUUAGUUGCAAUGCGUUUCGAAAGUCAUUAAGACGCAUAGGACGUGACAGUAUAUUAUGGUAAGCGUAUGGCGUAGUUCGUAAAUGUACCUAGACGUUAUAGACCAAACACUAAGGACCAGCAUUAAAUAAAUAGCUGCGAAUAUAAAGCAUGCGAUAUAAACGAAA